AUUUUCUUUUCGCAGUUUACAAUAUCAUUGGUAAAAUCGAUAUGAUAUCAUGUAUGAGAAAAAAACUCGAAAGCCUAAAUUAUUAUUAUACCGUUCAAAAAACGCUUAACGAAAAGAAAUUACAAAAGGUCGAUAACAGAAACAAUAAAAAUAUACAAUUUUUAGAAAACGAAAAAGUUUUUUUGGAUGUGAACAUGAAUUAUAGGGAUAGACUUAAAAAAAAAUGUGGUCUAUCAAAUUAUGAAAUUCGAACAGAUGAUUUGUCUAAGUUUGAUGCAAUGCAUGACUUAUUUGUUUAUACAAUAAAUAGACUCCAACAAUUCUUUUCAAAUACCAUAUUAAGCACUCAAAAAAAAAAUUCACGAAUAACUGAAAAAGACCUAGUAGAUACCGGCAAAAUAACAAAAAUGAUACUCGAAUCAUGUCAAAGUAUAUCUUACAUUCUUGUUUUCUUUAAAGCAAAUAAGUUUAAAGAUGACUUGAAAAUAUUCAACGUGUAUUUUAUGUUCUGCUUCGACUUUACGGAAUACGCCAAUACGCGUUGCAUCAGUGCAUUUCACGGUACCCCACAUGCUAAGCAUUUCAAGGAAGAGAGAGUGAAUUGUUUAUGGGAGUCGGUGAAAAACCUUUGGACGUAUAAUAUAUUCGUUACAACCACUCAGGUCCCGAAAAUAAAAAACGACAAGUAUUUAAGAAAUAAAGAUUGUAUAUACUAUUACAGGAGCUAUCUAACGACCCUCUAUGAUAGCAUCAAACUAUAUGACAAAGAAAUUGGCGUAUGGACCACAUAUAGGUGGUUGAGCGGUAAAUAUUUUCUUACCGAAAAUUUUGAAAACGUAAAUAUGAAUGAGUUAAAAUUGAAAAAUAUAAAUAUUAAAAACGUUACUAUAAGUUUAUCAGUUGCGUAUCAUGCUAUAUUACCGUGGCAUUUGAACACGUUUCCAGUAGGCCUUCUCCAUAAUAUGAUAUUACAGCAUCUAGACAGAACGAUGAAUAUGUACGUUUACCGAUACGCGCUGAUUAUAGAUUUGUAUUUGAAGCGCACAAGUAGCAGAGUCAAUUCUCACAUUUUACAAAGCAUACGAGAUAGUGUUCGGUGGUAUACGGACGGGACAGAAUUGUUUUACAAAUAUCUUGAUUUACCUUUGUUCACUGAUAAAGACCCACAGAGUGAAUCCUUACCAUCUUUUGAAAUAAAAACUAUCAUUUCUAGAAUAAAACAUCUAGAUGAUAACGGUAAAAUAAGUAUCAACGACGUCAUUCCUAAAGACGUACAAGCCGAUUUAUUGAAGUGGUCCGAAACCGAACUUCCAGACAACGAAGACGAAAACCAUCGAUUCAACACAGCUAUAAAUACGAAUUGCAUGGACGCUAUGGACUACAUGAGUACAUUCAUUUCGAUCGCAGUGAAUUCUUUAGACAUAAAAUCCGAAUUCUAUCCUCCUUCUAUUACGUACACCGAAUACUGUCCGAAAAAUAUAUUUAAUGUUAAACCUGUCGAACACACCCAAAAGGGUAUUUAAACUUAGUACUUAUUUUAUUUUUUAGAAUUUAUACUUAUCUUUAGUUACGAGCUUAAAUCUUUAUUCACUGCGUAUUUUCAUAUAAAUUAUUAACAUUUUGAAUGUCUUGUAUACCUGAUUAUUGUUUGCAUCUAUAUCUUCCACAAAUGUAAUAUUAUAUCUUGAUAAAUCUAAUGAACGACGAAAAAUGUAUGUAAAUGUAUGUAAUUUUUUUAAUUAACCAAUGUCUUGAUAUCGGACAGCCGACACCGUCAACGUUACCGGUGAAACACACUCAGCGACGUCAUCCGCGCUCGCGCGUCUUGUCGGCCGGGUUACUUUCGAUUUCAGCACGUCCGCGCCGGCGGAUCAAUGAACCCAAUCCACGUUAGUUGUUCUCUUUCACCGUUGCCGAGUACCUGCGGUC
Molecule: messenger RNA, 1929 nt
Organism: Cinara cedri
Lineage: Eukaryota; Metazoa; Arthropoda; Insecta; Hemiptera; Aphididae
Source: the annotation of a GenBank genome assembly